Messenger RNA from Coccinella septempunctata (seven-spotted ladybird), 1366 nucleotides. RefSeq lists its product as uncharacterized. Gene Ontology annotation, molecular function: polyubiquitin modification-dependent protein binding. Bases 136 to 1155 code for a protein of 339 amino acids. Lineage: Eukaryota; Metazoa; Arthropoda; Insecta; Coleoptera; Coccinellidae. The transcript is spliced from 3 exons. The record is from RefSeq and is a predicted model, not a curated record. Gene Ontology annotation, biological process: ubiquitin-dependent protein catabolic process. Gene Ontology annotation, cellular component: cytosol.
CUUUGUUGAUGACCAACUUUGUUUGAGAUUAUUUCUAUUGUGAUUCGGAAGAUACCGUACCUGUUUGUGUAUUUUAUUCAUAUAGUUUGAUGCAAUUGAAAAGUUUAAACCAUUCAGGUUUCUAUAAAAUUCAUAAUGUAUUUGUGUUCUUGGUUGGAUAAAAAAUUGAAUCGUAUCAGGAUCGAUCAUAUUGGACCUAAUGGAAAGUUGGAGGAAUUGAAGAGCAGAAUAGUUAAUAUUAUCAAUAAAGAUCGGAACAGUUUAGAAUUCACCCAUCGUGGUCGGUUAUUGAGCGACGAUGAAAAAUCUUUGUCUGAUUAUGAUAUUAAUGAAGACUCAGAAAUUCACGUGUUUGAAAAGUUAUCGUCAGAAAACUGCCCUGUUACUUACACUGAUGAAGAAUUAAGGAAGGUUUCUUGGGAACUGAACGUGUUAGCAAGAGUCCAUAAUUUUCAUUCAAUAGCUCAUAGAGUAAUGAAGAAUCGUGCUGCUUCUAUAAUUCGAGAGAACGUUAUUAAUGCCGACAACACAGCUGUGGCAUACCUGCUCCAUCCUGAGCUAUUGUUGACUUUGCGGGAGCCUGAGACACUGAGGAAAAUCGCAAGAAAGCACCCUUCGAUAAUUCGUGCAGCUGCAGUUUUAUGUGAAUUCAUACAAGCUCAAACAAUGCAAAUACAAGCCUCUUCAGCUAGUGGUUUUUACUAUCCAGCAAAUAAUUCUUCUGGAGAUGAAGAAGAUAUGGACUCAAACACAGAAUCAUCACGGGAUUCUCAUUCACCAAGCAGAAAUCCAUCAGUUAAUACAAUCACACCUGCUCAACUUGCAGCAGCUAUUGCAAAUGCAACUAAUUCUGUGGCCAGUAACUCUUCAACGUCUACUCCAAGCAACACUUCAAAUAUAAUCACUAAUGAAAUGUUCAAUAAUGCAUUGCAACAAGCAUUCAAUAAUACCCCUUCAAGUACACCCCCUGUAACACCAGGUACAGCAACAGAAAAUUUGAAUUUUAGCAGUUUAGCAGGUAGGUAUGAAAAUCAACUUGGACAGAUGCAUGAGCUGGGGCUGACUAAUGAUGCAGUGAAUAUAAGAGCUUUGCAUACAACAUCUGGGAAUUUACAAGAGGCUGUGGAGCUUGUUCUCAAUGGAGUCAUAGACUGAAUAAUAAUUUACAUUUUAUAUUUUUUUGAGUUUAAUGUAUCAAUAUUUUUACAAUAUUAUAUAAUUUUGAUGAUUUCUUUGUGAUUUUAAGUAUAUUGUUACAAUGAUUUUCACUCGAAGCCAGUGGUUAAUUAUUUCGAGUUGAUUUUGUUUUUCAAUUGUUUAGUAGCUGGUGAAAUAGACUCUUUAAAUAUAAUUUCUUUCAUGAUCA